Messenger RNA from Coregonus sp. 'balchen', 1401 nucleotides. The record is from the annotation of a GenBank genome assembly. NCBI's taxonomy places the organism in Eukaryota, Metazoa, Chordata, Actinopteri, Salmoniformes, Salmonidae.
AUGUCCCGUCCCGCCGGUCCCGGUCCCCCUGCUGGUUACUGGACUGUUCCACAGCAGCAGAGUAUGAGAUCAGAACCCCACCCUCUGAUAUGGAUAGGGGUGACAUUUCCAUGUAAUUAGGAGAAGACAGAAGACCCUCCCUGUGCUGUGAGGCUUCAGCAGGCAGGCAGGGGAAAAUCAGGCUCACUUCCCCUCGCACUGCCCUGCUUUUAAUGGCUCCUUGUGUAGAGGGGGAGUAGACUGGGCUGGACUCACUGACUGGGAGAGACUUGCAUUGAUAAGCCCAGUCUGUCUGUGUACAGAUGUCACUCCUAGUAUGUUGUGAAAAUGUAUCAAACAUGUUUUUUCAAAGGGAUAAAGUAUUUACCCUUUUCAUACAUAGGACACAGCUGCAGUAACGAGUCGAUAGCGACAAUUGAAAACCUUUCAGACAAGUAAAAAAAGCGUCUGUACCUUUUCAGACAGUAGAAUUCUGCAUAGAAUGUUCGGUAUUGUUUCCCUGACAACAAUAAACGUUGAUUGGUGUGCUGUUGUGUUGUUUUCUCUGUAGUUGUUUAUGGUAAUUAGAUAGAUGUGUUUUCUUUCUACUAAAUGUAUUGGUAAGUAAUUGUAUUUAACCAACUUCAAAGUACUUUUCUUAGGAGUGAGUGGUCUGCGCGCAGGCAGCGCAAGAUAAUUUGAUUGACAGUUCUGGUUGCCUAGUGCUGGAUGUUAGCCCCGCUUCAGAAGCAUACUCUUUCAGGCAAACAAACAUGCCAUAGCCGAGGCGCUUUCAACGCGCCACAUUCCAUAUGUCUGAAAGGGGUAUAUGAUAGAUUGAUUUUUCUUUGGAAUACACAAUGUUCAGUGUUUUAUACUGUACAUAGAAAUGUAACAAUUAUAUUUUUGGUGAAAAUAAAGAGGUUUUUAACAGUUGAAGGUUUUUGGACAGUGUUUGCUUAGAUAAAUGGACAUCUAGAGAGUUAUUCUAUUGAGGGUUUCACAUUUGUUUUUCUAUUCAGUUUCAUGUUCAGGACCCACCCACACAUGUAGAUACAAACACAGCACACACACACACACACACACACACACACACACACACACACACACACACACACACACACACACACACACACACACACACACACACACACACACACACACACACACACACACACACACACACACACACACACACACACACACACACACACACACACAAUUACCAAUCAUCCAGUCACCCUGUGUGUUGUCCUCCUCCCCUCAGGUCCAGACAGCAGUCCAGCCGGCAGCCCGACCCCACCCUGCUCCCAGCAGCAGGUCAUCCAGCACAACACCAUCACCACCUCCAGCACAGUUGUAGGGGGCAGCACUGUGCAUAGCCUGCCCAACCACCGUACAGACAUCAACCCCAUCCACUAG